ACCCAUAUUUAGUGUACAUUUGUAUCGAUAGUACUGUACAGCGAUGUCUGAUAGCGUAAACUCCGACUCCGACUCCGAUAGUAUAAAAUACGAGGAGGAGUGCGACAACUCGUCCCCAAACAGCUCAUCCCAACGUAUAGCCGCCGAUGACAUACCCGGCGCCUGCAUUACCACACAUAGUGUCUCGUCUGUGAUCAGACCCGGCUGUAAAAUGCCUCGCAAUGACCCGUUAAUGUUCGUCAAGAUCCACAACAACGAUCUCUCCAAAAAAGCUGUGGAACAGAUCAAACUGGCAGAGGAGGUGAAGAUCACCAAAGAGAAGAUCAAGGAAGUGGAGGAGGAGUGGCAUAACAACCUCAUGUCAUGGAAGUCCAAACGCAGACAAUCCAAGAACAGCUCUGAAGACGAAAGCGGAACAUCUUUAGCCACCAAUCGAAAGACAAAAACAUUUUCCGAAAUACUUAGCGAUAAAGCAAAGUCCGGACAACGGAUUGGUUAUAAUUUACACAAAUAUCUCGACGGAGAUCUCGAAAAUGAGACCGACUUGAGAUCAAAUGGCGAUCAUAACAGUUCGGAUGACAAGAAUUCCGACGACAGUAUGAGUGAAGAUAACGAUAAACACGUUAAUUAUAACAACAAUAAUAACAAUAACAUAAUUAAUGCCAAUAAUAAGUUUAGUUAUAAGAAUAACCACAACAGAGAGGACAGCGACGACUCAUCCAUUGUGGAGAUCACGAAGAAUUGCCCACAAAAUCACAAUAACAGUAAUAAUUCAUUCGUUGAACAACACAAAGACUCUUCAGUUAACAGGACUAGUGAUAAGAAAUCUAUUAAUGAAAUCAAUAAAUACCGGGACAUCGAUGCCAACAAAGAGCAGAGCCAGAGAUCAGAUAGGGUGAGGGUUGAGAUCAAUGACUGGAAGCAACAGAAUAGUCAACAACAAAAGGAUAAUGUUUUGAUGUAUUUACUAAAACAAGAACAACAGCACCAGUCGUCACACAAUCAAAGCCAACAGUUUGCCGACGAAGACGUCAAUCAAUAUAACAACAGUUACGACGCCGAAGACGAUGACGAAGACGACGAAGAGCUCGAAAGAAUCGAAAGAUUAGAACAGGAGAAGAGUUUUAAAGCAAAAUUAUCUGCUUUUGAGAAUUUGGCCAAAACUGAUGAAAUCAAUCAUCAAAACAAUGUUCACAAUAAAAACAAUACGAAAAGUAAAAGUAGAGAUGAGUCCAAACGGGAGACACAGGCGCUCGAAGAGCUUUGUAAUAGAGAGCCGCAGUUACAGACUAAAGACAGACCUGUUGUAUAUGGAGGACAAGGAGGACAGGGAUUACAGCACGAGAAUGAAGAGGAGAGUGAAGAGGUAGUGAACGCACGGAUCCAACAGUUGCAUAGAGAGAGACAAAGAGCGCAGAGACCACAACCAGUGGUCCUAAACGAGGAACAGUUUAUUGCUAACAAAUCUCUGGCACCGAAUGUCAUCUAUCAGUCGCCAAACUAUAACCAAAAACCGGUGCAACAGUCGUCCCAAUCGGCACAACAGCGCCAACAGUAUGAACAGCAACAGUACUAUUUGAUGGAUGAGUCCAUCGGUAAACAAACCGCAAGCACUAUACCAAUGAAAAGUCCACAACCCGUACGACCCCAACCUACACAGCCAUCGCAGCCAGUCCUUCACAAACAGCCACAACUGCCAUAUAAACAGCCAAUUCAAGCAACUCUGCCACAAGAGCACCUGUAUGUCAAUCAGAAACAGCUCUUUAAUAACCAAAUCUCUAACCACAACCACUACGAACCCAUCGACACUCGUCAGCAAAGAUUUGGUUCAUCUGAACGAGAGUAUUAUGAUUCGUCACAACAUAUGUCACAAACAACACAACAAUUGUCACAAAUGUCGACAUCAGAUAUCGGUGUUCAACAACAGUCGCCACUCAACCAAACAGUGUCACCGGAACAGACCUACCCCUCACCGCAUAACCAGUAUUUAUAUUACCCGAAACCAUAUGCAAGCAAACAGACAAGUAAUGGAGCCGUGGUUCAGAAGCCAGUUAUGGUUUCACAACAGCAUAAACUACCGGUGAAUCAAAAAGGAGGACAACCUUUGGCUCUUAAGCCGCAACUAAAACAACAACAAAGCGGUUAUAAUCAGAAUCACUGGUUAUUACAAGAGGCAGAACUUCGGCGCCAAUUGGACUCAAUCCCAACGCAAGCGUCGACGCCGUCCACAGUUUCGGCUACUCAGAGGACAACCACAUCGACACCGGCCCACAAGUCCUCCUCAACGCCACAGAAAGGGAUGCUUUCGGUGUCGGGAAAGAAGAAGUGUUCGUCGUGUGGGGAUGAGUUGGGCAGAGGCUGUGCCGCUAUGGUUGUCGAGUCCCUCUCACUCUACUAUCACAUCAAUUGUUUCCGAUGUUCUGUUUGUAACAUCCAAUUGGGUAAUGGGACAGUUGGCACUGAUGUUCGGGUUCGCAAUCAUAAGCUCCACUGUCAGAACUGUUACUCAAAUGAUGAAGCCGGUCUUAAAUUUAGUCGCUCCUCCUCAACGCCACAGAAAGGGAUGCUUUCGGUGUCGGGAAAGAAGAAGUGUUCGUCGUGUGGGGAUGAGUUGGGCAGAGGCUGUGCCGCUAUGGUUGUCGAGUCCCUCUCUCUCUACUAUCACAUCAAUUGUUUCCGAUGUUCUGUUUGUAACAUCCAAUUGGGUAAUGGGACAGUUGGCACUGAUGUUCGGGUUCGCAAUCAUAAGCUCCACUGUCAGAACUGUUACUCAAAUGAUGAAGCCGGUCUUAAAUUUAGUCGCGUCUGA
This is a messenger RNA of Oppiella nova, 2809 nucleotides long. Lineage: Eukaryota; Metazoa; Arthropoda; Arachnida; Sarcoptiformes; Oppiidae. The record is from the annotation of a GenBank genome assembly.